CACGCUCAUCCAUUCAUCCCACUUCCACUUCACUAGCUCCAUUCUCCUCAACUACACAUUCCUGAGAGACCUCCUCAUAUCCAUACGCACCUCAAUCGACGUUAUCCCUACGAUAUCCCUCGCGCAGUGAUACCAGGAAACCCUGUGAGUCAGGAUACUGCGGCGCAAGCCGUACGUAGCACCGCCUACGAUCUUGUUAUCUUGUUCCACCUCAACGACGUUGCCCAACGUUCCACAUUCCUCUCCCUUCUGUUUGCCGGACCAAAACAGAGACACCAAUCCAUACAUAACACCACAACGCGGCCCAUCAUGGACCGGCCAAGCACCCCGUCUCGUUAUCCCGAAUACCACCUCCCCGCCUAUGACGACCACGACCACAACGACUCUACACCAAACGGCCAAUCGUCCAACCCGGCUGCCAUUCGAUUGUUAACUUCGGUGGAGGAGGAUCAUUUGGACAAUCGACCGGAAUAUUCCGGCCACCGCCGAUCGUACCAGCCGUCCAUCAUGUCGGAUCACUCUCGCUUCUCGGACCGGCACUCGGGAAUCACCGAUCCGCCGAGCAUCCCCCCUCCAGACUCUACUUAUGUUCCUUUCCAGGGUCGAGGUACCGCCGGAUCACCGCCGCGCCCAUGGAGCCGCAUGUCCAGCGACUACGGACGCCCACCCCCUGCAGCCAGCAUAUACGAGCCGUCCGACAUCAACGGGAGUCCUAGACCGGGGACCCCGUCAUCGCGAUACGGAGGUAGCCCGAGGCGACCUCUCCCUCCGGCCCCGCUAUUUUCCAACCCCGGAGCUCGCCAUUCGAACACUACCUUCGCCGACGACGUCACGGUUUCCAUCCCCCUGGAUAACGACCCGGACGACGUCUUUGGUCCCGAAACCGACCUUGGGGACAGCCGGCCCAUGAGACACUCGUACCAGUCCCAGGACACCCUGGGCGACGGGGGCGAGCCCGAGGAGGCCGGGGAGAAGGUCCACCAGCACUACGGCCCAGCGCCGGACGGCAAGCAGGAGCGCCGUGGCGUCAGGGCGCCGCAGAUGUCGAGGAGAGAAGUGCAGCUGAUCAACGGCGAGCUGGUGCUCGAGUGCAAGAUCCCGACCAUUCUCUACAGCUUCCUGCCCCGGCGCGACGAGGUCGAGUUCACGCACAUGCGGUACACGGCCGUCACCUGCGACCCCGACGACUUCGUCGACCGCGGGUACAAGCUCAGACAAAGCAUCGGGCGCACGGCGCGCGAGACGGAGCUUUUCAUCUGCGUCACCAUGUACAACGAGGACGAGGUCAACUUCACGCGCACCAUGUACGCGGUGAUGAAGAACAUCAGCCACUUCUGCAGCCGCACCAAGUCGCGCACGUGGGGCGAGCUGGGCUGGCAGAAGAUUGUGGUGUGCAUCGUGUCGGACGGCCGCGAGAAGAUCCACCCGCGCACGCUGGACGCGCUGGCGGCCAUGGGCGUGUACCAGGACGGCAUCGCGAAGAACUACGUCAACCAGAAGGCGGUGCAGGCGCACGUGUACGAGUACACGACGCAGGUGUCGCUGGACUCGGACCUCAAGUUCAAGGGCGCCGAGAAGGGCAUCGUCCCGUGCCAGAUCAUCUUCUGCCUCAAGGAGAAGAACCAGCGCAAGCUCAACUCGCACCGCUGGUUCUUCAACGCCUUUGGCAAGGCCCUCAACCCCAACGUGUGCAUCCUGCUCGACGUCGGCACGCGGCCCGGCACCACGUCGCUGUACCACCUGUGGAAGGCCUUCGACACCGACUCGAACGUGGCGGGCGCCUGCGGCGAGAUCAAGGCGAUGAAAGGAAAAUGCCUGGAUCCGGACACGAUCGUCCGCACUGCCCAAGGCCCCAAGGCCAUCCGAGACAUCGCUGUAGGGGACCGGCUCUUCGACCACCAGGACAACCCCGUGCAAUGCCUGGCUGCUGGGGCCAUUCAGACCUCGUCCCAUAUGAAGAAGGUCAUAUACACGGAGUGGAACGCCUCGAACAAGAUGUCCUUUACCUGUACACCGGACCAUAUCAUGACACUGGUGGCUCACAGCGUGAAGCCCUGCCUCCAUUCCCAAGGUCUCGGUGUCAUGUGGUAUACGCGCUGCGAGCGGACGGAGCUCAAGAAGGAGGAGCGAGACUCUGACGAUAUCAUCAUCGACCUCGACGCCUACCGCAACAGGAAGCUUGGAUCUAUCACCCUUUCGUCGCCCACUCGCGCCUCGGAUGCGACAUAUCGCCAGACUCCCGAGCCUGCGCCCUCGUCUCCCCUCAAAGCGUCCCAGGCCUCAUCCCAUAAGUCUGCGGUCGUUGAAGACGACCAUAUGGGGACGUUUCAGGCCGUUCGGGACCAGCUCUCCAAGCGCCAUGGCAACAGGACGUGCCAAAAUCCGAACUGCAAGGGGAUUCGGCCAGUCAGUAUCGAGUUCAAGACAAGAGAGCAAGCCAAGCUCGCUCAUGAGCUGCUGGCUGGGGAUCAGUCUCGAAUUGUCGACCCCUGUGCCGUCAAGGAUAUGGAGCUAUUCACGAUGACGAUGAAUGAGUAUCUGGCGUCUUGCACGGCUUCCACGCCCCAGGAGAACAGGAAGCUGAGCCUAUAUCGGGCCCCUCUGAGGUUCCAGCCGUACCAAGGGCCGCAAGCCUCUGUCCCUAUCGACCCUUACUGGCUCGGGUUCUGGCUCGGUGAUGGGAUGGGGAAAAAUACCGACAUCGGCACCACGGACCUGGAGCUCAAAGUCUACGUCCAGGCAUACGUCGACCGCCUGAACAGUACUAGGCCGGAGGGAGCUGCACCCUUGCAUGUUGCCGAGUGCCUCCAGACGGCGGCAGCGGGCUCGACCACCAGCACCCACGGCCGGACGACUACGGGUAUGAAGGACUGCUUCAUUUUCAGCAUCGAUUCCGCCACUAGCAAACCGAACGAGACCUGGAAUCCUGUCCGCGCAGGCUUGGAAGACCUUGGCCUGCUCGGUGACAAGGCCCGUGGCAUUCCCGACUGCUACAUGAACGCCAACGAGGAUACACGGCUAGCUGUUCUCGCAGGCCUCGUGGAAUCCGACGGAUGGCUACAGGCUCGCACGGCGGUAUACGGCUUCGCACAGACUACCUACCAGCACAAGAAGAUCGUAGAGGACGCCCACAAGUUGGCUACCUCCUGCGGGAUCCAUUGCUCGGACGUGGAAGAGUACCUUGAGCCCGGGCAUCGUGAGCCCACAUGGCGAUUCUACAUGGGUAAGGGGACGGAGAAGUUUCAGCAUCACCUCCUGCUCCCCCGCAAGCGGCUGGAUCUAUCCUCGCUUAUACGACACGACCGCGACGUACGGGCCUUCGACGUCGAGGAGGCCGGCGAGGGCGAAUACCGCACCAUCGAGGUCUCAGGGGGCUUCUAUCAACUCGCAGAUCGCACGGUGGUCCACAAUUGCGGGAAGAACCUCCUGAACCCGCUGGUGGCGUCGCAGAACUUUGAGUACAAGAUGUCGAACAUCCUCGACAAGCCGCUGGAGUCGGUGUUUGGGUACAUCACCGUGUUGCCGGGGGCGCUGAGCGCGUACCGGUUCCACGCGCUGCAGAAUGACGAGACGGGCCACGGUCCGUUGAGCCAGUACUUCAAGGGAGAGACGCUGCAUGGGCAGCAUGCGGAUGUUUUUACUGCCAACAUGUACCUCGCCGAGGAUCGUAUCCUGUGCUGGGAGCUGGUGGCCAAGAGGGGGGACAGGUGGGUGUUGAAGUAUGUCAAGGGAUGUACGGGCGAGACGGACGUGCCUGACUCUGUCCCCGAGUUCAUCUCGCAACGUCGUCGCUGGCUCAACGGAGCCUUCUUCGCGGCCGUCUACUCGCUUGUCCACUUCAAGCAGAUCUGGGUGACGGAUCACACGCUGUGGCGCAAGUUUCUCCUCCACGUCGAGUUUUUCUACCAGUUCCUGCAGGUGCUCUUCACCUUCUUCUCGCUCGCCAAUUUUUACCUGACCUUCUACUUCGUGGCGGGCGGUCUCGCCGACCCGCGCAUCGACCCCUUCGGACACGGCAUCGGACAGCACAUCUUCACGAUCCUGCGGUACGCGUGCGCGCUGCUCAUCGCCACGCAGUUCAUCCUGUCGCUGGGCAACCGGCCGCAGGGCGCGAGCCGGCUGUAUCUGACGUCGAUGAUCAUCUUCACGGUCAUCAUGAUCUACACGUCGUUCGCGACGGUGUGGAUCGUGGUGUGGCAGCUGACCAGGGGCGACGCCGACGUGGCGAUGGGCAACAACGUGUUCACGAACCUGAUCGUGUCGGUGCUGUCGACGGUCGGGCUGUACAUCGUCAUGUCGCUGAUGUACCUGGAGCCGUGGCACCUGAUCACGUCGUCGGCGCAGUACUUCAUGCUGCUGCCGUUCAGCAUCUGCACGCUGCAGGUGUACGCGUUCUGCAACACGCACGACGUGACGUGGGGCACCAAGGGCGACAACGUGAUGAGGACGGACCUGGGCGGCGCGGUGGGCCGGCAGGGGUCGUCGACGGUGGAGCUGGAGAUCCCGUCGGAGCAGCUGGACAUCGACUCGGGGUACGACGAGGCGCUGCGGAACCUGCGCGACCGGGUCGAGGUGGCGGCUCCCUCGGCCAGCGAGGCGCAGAUGCAGGAGGACUACUACCGCAGCGUGCGGACGUACGUGGUGGUCAGCUGGAUGAUCGCCAACGGCAUCCUGGCCAUGGCGGUGUCGGAGGCGUACUCGCAGACGGGCAUCGGCGAGAACUACUACCUGCGGUUCAUCCUCUGGUCGGUGGCGUCGCUGGCGCUGUUCCGCGCCCUGGGCAGCACGGCGUUUGCGGUCAUCAACGUGGUCAACAUGGCGGUCGAGGGGCGGAUGCGCAUGCGGCUCAAGACGCCCAAGUGGAUGGGCGGGUGGGGGGACAAGGUGUCGAGCAAGGUGAGCGAGAAGAUGAGCAGUAUCGGCAGUAGUGUGGGGAGCAGUCUGGGACGGUGAUUUGUGUUUGGUCUGGGGAUGUAUUUUGUUUGCUCUUUGGGAUCUGGUGUUGUGGUUGACCAUGAGGCGUCUGUUGAUCUGUUUGGUCUGUGAUCCGCAUAUGCGUACUCUACAUGGGCCUUUUGGAGGAGAGGAAGCUGUUCAGAUGAGAUGAGAUGACCGAUGACCGUCAUGCCUGUGUUGUUGA
Messenger RNA from Sodiomyces alkalinus F11, 5140 nucleotides. RefSeq lists its product as hypothetical. Gene Ontology annotation, molecular function: chitin synthase activity; endonuclease activity. Gene Ontology annotation, cellular component: cell periphery; cell septum. The transcript has 3 exons. The coding region runs from base 310 to 4953 and encodes 1547 amino acids. Lineage: Eukaryota; Fungi; Ascomycota; Sordariomycetes; Glomerellales; Plectosphaerellaceae. The record is from RefSeq and is a predicted model, not a curated record.